Lates calcarifer (barramundi perch) is the source of this 957-nucleotide messenger RNA. RefSeq names its product N-chimaerin-like. The record is from RefSeq and is a predicted model, not a curated record. The transcript is spliced from 2 exons. Gene Ontology annotation, biological process: regulation of GTPase activity. Gene Ontology annotation, molecular function: GTPase activator activity. NCBI's taxonomy places the organism in Eukaryota, Metazoa, Chordata, Actinopteri, Centropomidae. The coding region runs from base 490 to 891 and encodes 133 amino acids.
UCUGCCGUGACUGCUACAGGGUCCGCCCCUGCACUCCUCCCCCUCGCUCUGACCGCCCUGACAGCAUCCGUACACAACACUGUGCUGUCUCUGUUCCAGCGAGAAUAUCAGCUCCGCACAGGGAGGAGAGGAUUAGUGCAGCCACUCAGCUCAUCUGCAUACACGUUCCCAGAGAACCACAUGAGCAUCCAGGGCUGCACCUCUUUUGUAUAAAACCUGGCAGUCCUAUCACAGGGGCUGCACUUAAUCUACUGUCACUGCUGUGAGAGGAUUUAAUAAGGACCACUGUUUUUUUUUCUUGUGGACUCUUAAAUGAUUUCCAGACUCUUUUUUUCUAAUUUAAAUUUGUUGUCUCUGUUAAACUGGGACGAUGCAAGAAAUGUUGUUUGACACAGACCUGCUCUGAGCAUCAAGGAGUUUUUACUUCAUUCUUUUGUACUUUUCUACUGGGUUUUUCCUUCAUCUGGUCUGGGAAACAGCAGCACCAGAAUGCCAUCUAGAGAGUCCUACAAGGUUCACAAGGAUGACAAGUCCCUGGUGCAAAAGACCAAGCGAGAGGCCAAUCAGGAGGAUAUUCUGGCGGCUGCUCUGGGGAUGAGGAUGGGGCCACAGAAACCUCCAGCUACUUUCUGGCAGCCACUUAAACUAUUCGCCUAUUCACAGCUCACCUCACUGGUGCGCAGAGCCACACUGAAGGAGAGCGACCGGGCACCCAGAUCUGAGAAAGUCCACAACUUCAAGGUCCAUACCUUUCGAGGGCCUCACUGGUGUGAACACUGUGCCAGCUUCAUGUGGGGACUGAUGGCCCAGGGGGUCAAAUGUGCAGGUACAUCUUGUUCUCAGGCUACAUCUUGUUCUUAUAUAAGACACUUUAUACACAGCCUUAUAUAAACUGCUUGAUCACGUCACAGCACUCUCUUGCUACAUUCAUGGUGAACAAAGUGAGCAUUAUUGAAU